GUAUCAUCACCGGUAGAGUAAUACCUCUUUUCAUCCCAAAACAACAACCAUGUCGUCCUUUUCUUCUCCAACAGCUACCGUCCCCAUGGGCGGGUCUGAUGGCGGCAAGAUCUCCUCUUCUUCUUCACAGACUACGGAAGCAGCCGUCAUUCCGCUCCCUCUGCGCAUGGUGCUCGGCGCACUUUCGGGAAUGGGAGCUGCCUCUGCCUGCCAUCCCCUUGAUGUAGUCCGAGUUCGACUUCAGACAACGGGAGGGAGCGAACAUGGCGUUCUCCGAACAACCCUUUUGGCGUACCAGCAGGGUUCGUUGUAUAAUGGAAUCGGUGCCGCCUAUCUGCGGCAGUGGACCUAUGGCUCCUGCCGAAUGGGAAUCUAUUCCUAUUUGUUGGAACGCACGAAAGCGAAGCAUGGAGGGAGCGCCGAAAAUGUUCCCUUUGCAUCUAAGCUUGGCAUGGGGAUGAUAUCGGGGGGAAUAGGUUCCUUCGUAGGAACGCCUUCGGAACUGGCUCUGGUGAGGUUGACAAACGAUGGUAAGCUCCCCGAAGCGGAACGACGAAAUUACAAGGGUGUGUUGGAUUGUCUCCGUCGCAUCGCCCUCGAAGAAGGUGGUCUUAGUGCUUGGUGGACGGGGGCGACGCCAACCAUCCUCCGGGCCACCGUAUUGAGCGCCUGUUUGAUGGGAGGGACCAGCCAGGCCAAGGGAUUUUUGAAAUCGACCGGGAGAUUUGAAAAACAGCAGCAGGACCAAAACACAGGUGACCAUAAGGGUGACUGGCUCGGUGGAGUCCCCCUCCUGUUUUGCUCCACUCUCAUCAGCUCCUUCUGCGCCAACAUUGUCGCUAAUCCAUUCGAUGUCGUGAAAUCGAGGAUGCAGAACAUGCCCCAACCCACAGCGCCCGGAAUCGAACCUCUUUACAGAGGUAGCCUGGAUUGCCUUCAAAAGAGUAUCGCAUCCGAGGGCAUCAUGGUCCUAAGCAGCGGAUUUUUACCGGCUUUUGUCAAGCUAGCACCCUAUACGGUAAUUUCCUUGACGCUUGUGGACAAGAUGACCAAAGCAAUUACGGGCAAGGAUGCUCUUUAAGGGAGUGUGUGCACUCCAGUCUAUUACCUUUCGGAKACCAACAUUGAAAGAAAUUGUUGUACAAGCAUAAGCGACGUGAUGCACGAAAGAAUGAACCGCGAAGACCAUUAUCAUCUUUGUUCGCCUAGUCUCUCYGGAGUCGGAUGGGUAGUGCAACCUARUCCAUUUACAUCUAGGGGUGCAAACCCAGUACCUACUUCUACAAUUWAUAAGUGGUAGAAAUGUGAAAUGUAAAUAUAUCUUAGGAGGGUAA
Pseudo-nitzschia multistriata is the source of this 1334-nucleotide messenger RNA. The record is from the annotation of a GenBank genome assembly. Lineage: Eukaryota; Bacillariophyta; Bacillariophyceae; Bacillariales; Bacillariaceae.